ACCGUUCAAGUGAUUUGGGUCGAUUCAUUGAUCGUUACUUAAAAAAAGAGGUGGAAAUGGAUCCGAGAGAAGCGCAUCUUGUUUUCGCAGCAAAUCGGCAGGGAUUGAUGUCCACAAUGAAGGAAAAGCUACGAAGCGGGACACAUUUGAUUGUUGAUCGAUAUGCUUAUUCGGGCAUCGCCUAUACACUUGCCAAAGGUGACGAUAGCAUAACGAUGAACUGGGCAAAAUUGGCAGAUUUUGGUGAGCUGAAACCGGACUGUGUUGUUUUCCUUGAUCUUCCACAAGAAAAAGCGCAACGAAGGAGUGGUUUUGGUGACGAACGUUUCGAGACCGAUGACUUCCAGGAAAAAGUGUACGGCGUCAUGAAAACAUUAGCAGCCGAUGAUAAAGAGCUUUGGAAAGUGGUGGACGCUUCGCCAUCAGUUGACGAAGUCGCAGAGUGCAUCUGGAAGCUAAUCGAACCACUGCUUGAAAGCGCAAGUAGGAAGCCAUUCAUGUUCAUUGGCGAUAAGUAAUU
Molecule: messenger RNA, 520 nt
Organism: Gongylonema pulchrum
Lineage: Eukaryota; Metazoa; Nematoda; Chromadorea; Rhabditida; Gongylonematidae
Source: the annotation of a GenBank genome assembly